AUUCACGACUACUCAUGAUCUCUCACGCUCACUUAUAAAACGAGCCUGUCAACGUUGUAAUGUGAUAUACCUAGGGUAAUACCUGAGCCCUAUCCUGGCAUGUUAUAUCGUGUAAUGACCAUAUAAGAGGCAACACGCGACCUCGUUCUUGAGUGCUCAUCUCUGCUUGUAGUCCAUGUUAACGCUUACCAACGUCGCUUGGCUGAACCUACUAUGUCUUGCUGGUGUUGGAGUAUAUCUGCUAAUGCGGGUAUUCAGCAAGAAAAACCCUGCACCAUAUCCCCCUGGUCCUGCAGGGUUGCCUCUCAUUGGGAAUGUCCUAGACAUGCCUCAAAUCAAACCCUGGCUCAUCUUCACAGAGUGGGGCAAGAAAUAUGGUGAUAUCUCACAUGUCGAGGUUCUGGGUCAGCAUAUCAUGGUGGUGAACUCUGUCAAGACUGCGAUGGACAUGUUGGAAAAGAAGAGCACUGUGUACUCUGGCCGUCCUGUUCUUCCUAUGGCUGGCGAACUUGUUGGCUGGAAGCACUCUUUGCCUCUUAUCUCUUACGGCGACCGUUUUCGCCAGCACCGCAAGAACCUCCAUCGCAUCAUUGGCAGUCGUGCGGCAUUGGAGGUAUACAACCCGAUAGAGGAUAUUGAAACUCGCCGAUUCCUUAAGCGUGUGUUUGAGACACCCGACCAACUACAGGAACAUGUUCGACACACCGCUGGCGCUAUCAUUCUGCGCAUCUCUUACGGUUAUGAAGUGAAAGAGAACGGCGAUCCCUUCGUCGACCUUGCAGGACGCGCCCUCGACCAAUUCUCCCGUGCCACUCAUCCUGGUGCCUUCAUGGUUGAUUUUAUGCCAUUCUUGGCCAAGGUCCCCGAGUGGUUCCCUGGUGCUGGCUUCAAGCGCCAAGCGCGUGAAUGGCACGAGACUGUCGAAGAAAUGGUUUCUGCACCCUACCAGUUCGUCAAGGAUCAGAUGGCUGCUGGCAUUGCUCCGAAGUCUUUCAUCUCAGAUCUGUUGGAAGACCAUACUCUGACUGCAGAGGAAAAUGAUAUUGUGAGAUGGUCCGCUGUAUCCUUAUACGGCGGUGGUGCCGACACGUCUGUCUCUGCAAUCUACUCGCUCUUUCUAGCUAUGACCCUUUUCCCUGAUGUGCAGAAGAAAGCUCAGGCUGAAAUAGAUGCUAUUGUUGGUCCUGAUCGCCUUCCCUCCUUCGCCGACUUCAACUCCCUCCCCUAUACCGAGGCGCUUGCCAAAGAAGUACUACGCUGGAAUGUUGUCGCUCCUAUGGGUUUCCCUCAUCGUGUCACUGAGGACGAUAUUCAUAAUGGGUACUACAUUCCAAAAGACUCUUUUAUAAUAGCAAACAUUUGGUCCAUGCUCAAUGACCCGGAGACAUAUGCUAACCCCUCGGAAUUCAACCCUGAACGGUUUUUGGCCAGUGACGGAAAGGAGCCUGAGACAGAACCUCGCACGAUCUGCUUUGGUUUUGGAAGGCGUAUUUGUCCAGGUCUCCUCCACGCUGAAGCCUCCGUUUGGUUAUUUGCCGUGAGGUCACUGGCUGUGUUUGAUAUAUCCAAAGUCGUCGAGGACGGUGUUGAGAUCACCCCCAAAGUUGACCAGUUAUGUCAUGCUGGCACGAUCAGUCACCCCAAGCCCUUCAAGUGCUCCAUUAAGGCUCGCUCUGCGAAAGCCAUUGCGCUCAUUGAGCAAGAUGCUAACUACUAAGCGCUCAAAGAUGGACACGCAGGAAAAUUCCUCACCCUGGGCGGU
Suillus clintonianus is the source of this 1762-nucleotide messenger RNA. Its product is annotated as cytochrome P450. The record is from RefSeq and is a predicted model, not a curated record. The transcript is spliced from 12 exons. Gene Ontology annotation, molecular function: iron ion binding; oxidoreductase activity, acting on paired donors, with incorporation or reduction of molecular oxygen; monooxygenase activity. The coding region runs from base 176 to 1717 and encodes 513 amino acids. Lineage: Eukaryota; Fungi; Basidiomycota; Agaricomycetes; Boletales; Suillaceae.